UGAACGCCCCGUCACGACACCCUGUGGUCAUAACUUCUGCUUGAAAUGCUUCCAGAAGUGGAUUCAGAAUCGGAAAAGGACGUGCGGUAAAUGUCGGGCACAAAUCCCAGCCAAAAUGGCUGAGCAACCAAGAAUCAACUCUGCACUAGUCGAAGUUAUCCGGAUGGCUAAGAUUUCAAAGAAUGCUAACUCGGGAGGCUCAUCAGCUCCAUAUCAGUAUAUACGGAAUGAUGAUAGGCCUGACAAGGCAUUUACAACUGAGAGGGCUAAGAAGGCUGGGAAAGCAAACGCUUCUAGUGGCCAGAUCUUUGUGACCAUUGCACCUGACCAUUUUGGCCCCAUUCUUGCGGAAAAUGACCCCCGAAGGAAUAUUGGUGUUCGAGUUGGGGAAACAUGGGAAGACCGUCUUGAGUGCAGGCAAUGGGGUGCCCAUUUCCCUCAUGUAGCUGGUAUCGCUGGCCAGUCUACACAUGGUGCUCAAUCAGUAGCUCUAUCAGGAGGGUAUGAAGAUGAUGAAGACCACGGAGAGUGGUUUCUUUACACCGGAAGUGGUGGAAGGGAUCUAAGUGGGAACAAGCGGACAAACAAGGAGCAAUCAUCUGAUCAGAAAUUUGAGAAGCUGAAUGCUGCUUUACGCAUUAGUUGCUUGAAGGGUUACCCGGUCAGGGUUGUGAGGUCGCACAAAGAGAAGCGUUCCUCAUAUGCUCCUGAAUCUGGUGUGAGGUAUGAUGGAGUUUACAGAAUUGAGAAAUGUUGGAGGAAGAUUGGCAUUCAGGGUAAGUUCAAGGUCUGCAGGUAUCUCUUUGUACGCUGUGACAAUGAACCCGCUCCAUGGACCAGUGAUGAUCAUGGUGACCGUCCAAGGCCAUUGCCGAAGAUAAAAGAGCUGCAAGGUGCAACUGAUAUAACGGAGAGGAAAGGGCGCCCUUCAUGGGACUAUGUUGAGAAAGAAGGCUGGAAAUGGGUGGUGCCUCCUCCAAUCAGCAGGAAGCCUGUUCUCUCUGGGGAUCCUGAGACUGACAAGCAAAUCCGGAGAGCAACAAAGCGUGCUCAUAUGUCUGUGGCUGAGAGGCUACUGAAAGAGUUUGGUUGUUCUAUCUGCCGGGCUGUGAUUAAAGAACCCCUUACAACUCCAUGUGCUCACAACUUUUGCAAGACUUGUUUGCUCGGGGCAUAUGAUAGCCAGGCCUCCAUGAGGGAAAGAAGCCGUGGUGGUCGGACUCUAAGGGCUCAGAAGAUUGUGAAGAAGUGCCCUUCCUGCCCAACUGACAUCUGUGACUUCCUAGAGAAUCCCCAGAUCAACCGAGAAAUGAUGGACCUGAUUCAGUCUUUGCAACGCAAGGCUGUUGAAGAAGGUGACACCAAGGUGGCUUCAGAUGAUGCUGAGGAAUGUGGUGAUGGUGAGUCGGAGGCAAAUGAUGAUGCCUUGGCGAAGGAAGAGGAUGAUGGCAGCAUGAACGAGGAUGAGCAAGACAGUGCUGAUGCUGAUGCUAACGCUGAUGGUUCUGUGAAAAUUGUGGUUGAAAUCAAGGAGGAAGGAAAAGAUGAUAAGAAGACCAAGGUGGGUGUGACCGGAGUGGUGGAUGUGGUAGUUGAAGAGAAAGCUGAGACAAAGAAGCGCAAGUGUGAUGCUGAGACUGUCACAGAUGGUGCUCCUGCUAAAAGAGUGAAGAACGUUGCUGCUGUGGAAGAGGUUACUUGCACUCCAGUGAAACGGACCAGGAAGAGUGGUGAUGUGGAUAACGAAGGCAAUGGUAGUCCUGUUGUGAGCAGUGGUCGCAGGGUGACUCGGAGCAGUGCGAAUGCUAGUGAAGCUGAUGAUAGUCCGGCAAGGAGGACCAGAAGCCGUGCCAGAGCUGAUGCUGGUUGCUGAUGGUGAUGGAAGCAGGGGAGUGCGGAUGCUGGUGGCCUGGAGCCGGUUGACAUUGAAAACAGGCUCCGUUUUUUGGGGAGGUUGUAUGUAGUCUGGGAAGUUUGCUUUCUUUUGGUUGGGGUGAUUGCUGCGCCUGUGGGAAACUGGAUUGUGUGCAGUGCUGCAUCUGUUUCUUUUGGUUUGGCUUGGGCGAACUGAUAGCCCACCUCGGGGAUUCCCAGAUCGCGCCUCCUGGAAUCUGGAUGGUUGUUUAUCUGAGAUGCUUAAACCAUUUAAGUUACCAGCUCCAUUGGACGUACAAUUCC
Setaria italica (foxtail millet) is the source of this 2178-nucleotide messenger RNA. Its product is annotated as E3 ubiquitin-protein ligase ORTHRUS 2. Gene Ontology annotation, biological process: protein ubiquitination; negative regulation of gene expression via chromosomal CpG island methylation. The record is from RefSeq and is a predicted model, not a curated record. Bases 116 to 1873 code for a protein of 585 amino acids. The transcript has 9 exons. NCBI's taxonomy places the organism in Eukaryota, Viridiplantae, Streptophyta, Magnoliopsida, Poales, Poaceae. Gene Ontology annotation, molecular function: ubiquitin protein ligase activity.